This is a messenger RNA of Spinacia oleracea (spinach), 3226 nucleotides long. Its product is annotated as glycine-rich domain-containing protein 1. The record is from RefSeq and is a predicted model, not a curated record. Lineage: Eukaryota; Viridiplantae; Streptophyta; Magnoliopsida; Caryophyllales; Amaranthaceae. The transcript is spliced from 9 exons. Bases 320 to 2989 code for a protein of 889 amino acids.
AAAAGACGAGCAAAAAACAGGAAAGGAGGAUGCGGAUUAAUCCACUCAAAAACCGUUGAAAAGCCCGCGCAAGCUUAACUUUUGGGUAUUUUUCAUGGAAAACUGAAAAGUAUUGUUACAGGGGUAUUUUCGUCACGGAAAAAAAAUGUACGAACAAAUCGCAUUGUACUCAACUCUGUAUGCUGCUCAUUUCUCCUCCUAUAAAAGCCAAGAUUAUUUUCUCAGAAAAUUCAACUUUCCGAUUCCAAUACUUAUUAAAGAACUGCAGCAAAUAAAGAAGAUCAGUAAAUAGAGUCUUUGAUUUUCUUUCUGUUGGAACAUGGAAAAGGAGCAAGAGAGAGAAUGGACAGAAGCACAGAAUAUAGUAGUGAGUGUUGAUCUUCUUGAAACUGCCAAAAAGCAGCUUCAAUUUCUUGCUGCUGUUGAUCGUAAUCGAUUUUUAUAUGAAAGUCCUGCUUUGGAAUGGGCUAUCUAUAGGUACAAUGCCUUUUGGCUUCCCUUGCUCGCCAAACAUUUGGAGAACCCUAUUUCAGAAGACCCAUUAGUUGUUCCUCUUGAUUGCGAAUGGAUAUGGCAUUGCCAUAGGCUCAAUCCAUUAAGAUAUAAAUCAGAUUGCAAGGAGCGGUUUGGACGAAUCCUUGGCAACCAUAACAUCAUCUCGUCUGUUCAAGGAAUUUCAAAGAGCAGAACUGAGGAGAUGUGGAACAAAAUGUAUCCUGAAGAGCCCUAUGAGCUUGACUAUAACAGACGUUUUCCAGGAGAUAGCUUGCAAAAGAAUGUUCAAUCUGAGAAAUUUACUAGUUAUGACCUGGUUUCUGCUGUUAGAAGACAGGUCCCUUUCUGUUUUCAGGUUGCCAGGCCUCAUAUGUCUGAUGAUCGCUUUCUUGAGGAAGCAGUGGCCAGAUACAAAGGGUUUUUGCAUCUUAUCAGGACAAACAGGAAGAACAGCAUAAAACGUUUUUGUGUUCCUACUUAUGACGUUGACCUUAUCUGGCACUCACAUCAGUUACAUUCUAUAUCUUACUGCAACGACCUCUAUAAAUUACUGGGCAAGGUGUUAGAGCAUGAUGAUACUGACUCUGACAGAACAAAAGGGAAGAAACUCGACACUGGUUUUUCUGAUACUACCAAACAAUGGGAAGAUACCUUCGGUUUAAGAUAUUGGAAAGCGGGGGCAAUGUACAGAGGAACUACUCCAACUCCAGUUGCACAAAUUCCUUUCCCAUUCACUUAUGAGGGCAAGAAGCUUCAUAACUUUGAUAAUGCAAUUCAAUUUCCGGAGAUGAAAGCUGUAGAGGUUCUUUUGGAAUUUGUGGAAAUAAAGAAUGUACCAGAGGGUGAAAAAGGAAACCUCCGUGUCUCAUUCAGUAAGAAACAACCUGAUAGACUUUUUAACGCCAAGAAAACAAUGAGUAUAUUAUCCGAGUCUGGAGAAAAACAGGUUGCUUAUUUCCAGUGCGAGCCUACUGGGGAGGUUCUCUUUGAGCUUACAUGCAAUUCACCAUCGAACUUACCAUUAUAUAAAUCAUUCAAACCAUACGGUUUUUGCUCUCUGUCUUUGCAAGACUGCCUGGAUUCUGGAUCUCAACUUUCUGUAAAUAAAUGGCUCACUGUGGUUCCUUUAACUGGCAUCUUAGCUUCGAAGCCCAUCCUUCUGCAUGUUUCUCUUUCGUUUACUCUUCCUACACCAGCAUUCCAAGUUUUUCAUCUGGUUCGGUCUCAGCCUUUCUUUAAAAGUCCAUGUAAUUUCCCGCUUCCCAAGAUAAGGAAGGCUAAAAAUGUUAAGAGCAGUACCUGUGUCACUGAUGAUGAUGGAAAUGAUGUUCUUAACCUUCAAAUGAGAGACUUGAGCAAAGAGAUGACAAGAAGCACUCCUGAGUUGCUAAAGGAGGUACACUACAUCACAGAUUCUGGUGAAACGCAUAGCUUGGCUGAGUUUCAGGGAACCGAGUGGUGUAUAAAGGGGACCCAUGGCUCCUUUAAGCUUUGCCGCUCUUCUGGAAAUGAUGGUCAUCUCUUUGAGCUUGUUGGUCAUAAGAUGGUAAAACUUUUUGCUGGAAGACGGCUAGACUUUGAACCCAAACACUGCGGAAAGCAUACAAGCGAACAUGAUUAUAUUACUGCAGUUGAAUUCUGUGCAGAUUAUCCCUAUGGAAGGGCUGCAGCACUUAUUGACUUCAAGAAUGGAAUAGUCAAGGUCAAGGACGAAUGGAUGAUAUUAAUUGGCAUUACUUUAGCCUUCAUUUUAUCUGAUAUUCUGAAAAGAGAGGGUGGUUUCACUGCCAAAGUAGGUUACAAGGAGAACAUAAUAAACCAAGUGGUACAAGUAGCCAGCUCUCAUGAUAACGCAGAAAAUUUGACUGAGGUCAAAGUGGAGGUGGAAAAUACUGAUACACAGAUUGCAAAACAAGGUAUCUCACAAAGUGGAGGUUGUGGGAGUGGUUGUGGCAGUGGAUGUGGAGGUGCAGUAAACAUCGGAGGCUGUGGCGGUAGUGGAUGUGGCAGCGGUUGCGGCAACAUAGUCCAGAGCGGUGGAUGUGGCAGUGGUUGUGGCAGCGGUUGCGGCAACAUAGUCCAGAGCGGUGGAUGUGGCAGUGGUUGUGGCAGCGGUUGCGGCAACAUAGUCCAGAGCGGUGGAUGUGGCAGUGGUUGUGGCAGCGGUUGUGGGAACAUGGCAAAGUGCGGUGCAUGUGGUGGCGGUUGUGGUGGUUCUGGUGGAUGUGGAAGCAGUUGUGGACACAUGAUCAAGAGUGGUGGUUGUGGUGGUUCCGGUGGAUGUGGCAGCAGCUGUGGACAAAUGGUCAAGAGUGGUGGUUGUGGCAGUGGUUGUGGUGGUGGAUGUGGACACAUGGCAAAGAGUGGAGGCUGUGGGGGUGGCGGUGGUUGCGGCAGUAGUUGUGGAAGUAAUUUACUACAUGAUGAUAAUGUUGGUGGUUGUGACUUGCCAAAGGUGGAGGUUUCCAUAGUGAAUGAGCCUGUGGCAGCUUAAUCAGUAAAAUAAACUGUGAUGUGGAGUGUGAACUAUGGAACUCAAGUUAGUUUGUUUGUUUUAUCUCUGUUUAUCUGAUGUGUAUAAAUAAGUUUGGUGUAUGGCUGUUUUUAUAUUAUGCAAAUUGGGAUUGGUAAACAACUCUUCCCUUAUUGUAAGAUACUUACUUCGUACUCGAUGUAUUCAAGAAGUCUUUGCUUUUGGUUGCCAAUAACAAAUAUCUAGUUAUUGUUGUUA